Molecule: messenger RNA, 832 nt
Organism: Salarias fasciatus (jewelled blenny)
Lineage: Eukaryota; Metazoa; Chordata; Actinopteri; Blenniiformes; Blenniidae
Gene: otulina
Product: OTU deubiquitinase with linear linkage specificity a
Exons: 3
Coding region: 134-760 (208 amino acids)
Source: RefSeq, a predicted model, not a curated record
UGACGUCACGGGAUUGCUCGCAUGCUGAGGCUGCAGUUUGUCUCCUGUUCAUCCAGACUCAUGCGUGUCCCAUGUGGGGUCAAACAUUGCUCUUUUACUCUUAAAAUCCGUUCUUAACUGUAUUUAACUCGCCAUGUCGUGGGUUAAAGCCGCGUCCUUUAAUGGAGAAGAUGUUUUUGACGAGAGUGGGGACGAGCUGAGUCUCCAGAGUAAAGAAUGGAUGUCCAACAUGAAGAAACGAGUCAAGGACGGCUAUGUGGACGGGGUGGAUGCCGGGGAGGAGGCUUCGCUUCAGGCCGGGUUCGACCAGGGCUUCAGGGAAGGAGCGGCGCAGACUGCGGCUGUGGGCCGACUCAAGGGGAUGGUCAGUGCUAUAAGCUGCUGGUGUCAGAUCCAGCAUCCUGAAAGCCCUGUCCCAGCCGCUGUGACUGACCUCCUGCAGCAAGUUGUAAAGCAUGAAGACCAGAUCAUGGACGGCAUCAAGAGGGCUCUAGAGAAUCCUCCUCCCAGUGUGAGUGAUGUCUCUGAGAGCAUGGAGGACUUGGAGGUGGAGCCGAGCGGCUGUGCGGAGGGAGCAUGCAAAGAGUCGGACUGUUGCAGGACAGCAGAAAAAAUGGAGUUGGGUUCACGGUCCACCGACUGCUCAUCCAGCGUGGAGGAAGAUCUAAACCACCUUCUGCAGCGUUGCGUGGAUGUGGUGUUGAAUCUGGGACUGCCACAGGAGCUGAUCGCUCACAUAGAGGAGAUAAAAAGGCUGUGAAAGGUCACAGCAGGUUCAAAGCUCAGCUGGGAUGCUUUAAGCCCGAGGCAAAACAGGGUUUUGUGAGAGUGU